UUUUAUGACAAAAGGUUAUCGAUCUUUUCGUCAACUAGUUACUACAACGUUCUGGGUAGCUUUUUGUACUGAGGCAAGGAAAGCGUGCAAUAUCCCAACGUACUCUGGUCAAAAACGUGUUUUAUUUCCCAAACUUGAUAAUGUUCAAAUUUUUUGGCCUUGCCCUUUUCUAUACCUGGCAAGAAUGAGUCUUCAAAAACACUCCUUGAAGACAACAAUUAGUCAUAUUUCGUCCACCCGAAUAAAGUCAUCAUUGUUUGGUAGUUGUAUGGCAACGCAUACCCAUUACCAAUGCCACGGGAUCGCUCUUAUUCUCCAAAUAUAUCCAGUCCAAUAAUCGAAGCAGAGAAGCUUAGACAGUCUAAGGCCAUGAUUCCACCCAACCGAACCAUAUUUUUGAGCUUAGGUGUACUUUUUACCCUUACGGGUGUCAUUGCCCUAAUCGCAUAUAGUGUGCUUAUCGCCUACAUUCCGGAUUUUUGGUUCGUUAGAAACUACUACUUCAAUAUAUGGACAUCCAUUUUUAUCUUGUAUUUUGGAAUACAAGUUCUGAUUGAAGCCAAAUCCGGACCCUGGUUUGAUUCCAAAGUAUGCAAAUUCCUCGAUGUUAGUUUUUCCGCCUAUUGCUUGCUCUGUUUCCUGGCGAGUUCCGCGCUCUUCUUCAUCUUUGGACGUAUCGACUUGGGGGUGUGGUACAUCGUACUCGUUGCUCUCAUGGCAAUGAACAUCGUUGUGGUUUUGGUCCCCAUGAACGAGGUGUCCAAAGUAGGAAUGUUCGGGGACGCAGACGAAAAUGAUCCGGGCAAUGUGAGCUCUUGUUGCACUUCAAGCUUGAGAGUUAUGAAUUGGUUCUUUCGAGGGAUAUUUUUCAUUUUGGUCGGUCUAGCUACAAUUUCAGCCGUAUUGCAUGGUUUGGGGGUCAUUGCAUUUUGGCCUGAAAAUGGGAAAUUCCUGAAUCUCCACCUCGACCAAGAUCAAAUGCAGAAGGUUCAUUACGUUUGUGAAGGAUCCAGCUCAAAUGAAGCAGCCACCGUCAUUUUCGAAAGCAGCGCCAGUCAUGGUUUGGCGGAUUGGAUCGGCAUUUUGAAAGCAAACGCGGAAAAGCGGCGAAUUUGCGUAUGGGACAAACCAGGUCUUGGAUGGUCGGAUUAUCUGUAUGGUUAUCAAAAAGAGCCCAGCAAUUACUAUGGCGCCCUCUUAAGAGCCUUGAAGGAGGCUGAGCCCAAUUAUCAACCCCCCUAUGUUGGCGUUGGCUGGGGUGGAGGUGGAGAAACGUUGUGGAAAUUUGCCAUCUCCCAGCCAGAGGCUUUCAAGUCCUUAGUUCUUUAUGAGGUGGCGCCGCCGGCAAUCAAUUUGAAAAUAAGGCGGAACUUGGAAUCUCUUGAUGAAGAUACAUAUUCUGAGCUCAAAAAGAUAAAUACCAGAUUUAGACAUCUAGCACUAAGACUUAUGAAUGUACUAUUGGUACCCAUGGGGCUGUCUAGUUUAUUGAGCUUUUUCGAAAGCACUGUUUAUCAUCCAGACCAUUGGUCUCACCAUAGCAUUUUAGAAAAAAGUUGGUUCAUGGCGACGGAAAAAACUUGGAUCAGUCAAGCCACUGCAAUGCAGGAGUUGGGAAGGACCAAUAUGGACAACUCUACAUUCACGACCAGAAUUAGUUCCAAUAUUGACGUACACUUAAUCUUCACCCAAUGGACUGAAAGCGAAGUCAAAAACAUCAAAUGCAAGUCGGAAGGCGUGAUUGGUGGCAAGGAUGAAGAGGAGUGUAAAUAUGCCGUUGACUUCGAAUUGGCAUUAGCCAAAGCCAAAGAAGAUCUUAUACCGAAUCCUCGAAAACGAAUCCGAUGUCGAGAACAACAAUGUGGGUUGGCAUAUGGCAUUUUUGAAAACCCCCAAUUCUUAUUAGAUAAUAUUCCCAAUUGAUUAUUUGGAUUUGUUAAACUGUCCUCUUGACCAUGCAUAAACUGUUGAUGAGGGAUGCGAUAAAGUAUUUUGUUUUAAAAGUU
This is a messenger RNA of Tigriopus californicus, 2006 nucleotides long. RefSeq lists its product as uncharacterized. Bases 292 to 1923 code for a protein of 543 amino acids. The record is from RefSeq and is a predicted model, not a curated record. Lineage: Eukaryota; Metazoa; Arthropoda; Copepoda; Harpacticoida; Harpacticidae. The transcript is spliced from 9 exons.